This is a messenger RNA of Carassius carassius (crucian carp), 1092 nucleotides long. RefSeq names its product procathepsin L-like. NCBI's taxonomy places the organism in Eukaryota, Metazoa, Chordata, Actinopteri, Cypriniformes, Cyprinidae. Bases 63 to 884 code for a protein of 273 amino acids. Gene Ontology annotation, molecular function: cysteine-type endopeptidase activity. Gene Ontology annotation, cellular component: lysosome. The record is from RefSeq and is a predicted model, not a curated record. Gene Ontology annotation, biological process: immune response. The transcript is spliced from 7 exons.
AGGAAGAGUCUCAGCGUAAGCAGACCUGGUUGUCCAAUCGCAAACUGGUUUUGGUCCACAACAUGAUGGCAGAUCAGGGCAUCAAAACCUACAGGCUUGGCAUGACGUACUAUGCUGACAUGAGCAAUGAGGAAUACAGACAGGUGGCGUUCCGUGGAUGUCUUGGCUCCAUGAAUAACACUAAGGCCCGUGGUGGUGUUACAUUCUUCCGGCUGAAGGAUGCUGUUGUGUUGCCCAGUUCUGUGGACUGGAGGGACAAGGGCUACGUGACCUAUGUUAAAGACCAGGGGCAGUGUGGAUCAUGCUGGGCCUUCAGUGCAACUGGUGCCCUAGAGGGUCAAACAUUCAGGAAGACAGGAAAACUGGUGUCUCUGAGUGAGCAGCAGCUUGUGGACUGCUCUCUUGCUUUUGGGAACAUGGGCUGUUUUGGAGGACUUAUGGACCAGGCCUUCCAGUACAUUGAAGUCAAUGGGGGUCUGGAUACAGAGCAGUCCUAUUCAUAUGAGGCCAUUGAUAAUCAGUGCCGUUUUAACCCGAGCAAUGUGGGUGCCACCUGCAGAGGAUAUGUUGAUGUCACCAGUGGGGAUGAAAGUGCACUACAGGAGGCUGUUGCCACAAUCGGCCCUGUAUCUGUUGGUAUCGAUGCUGGACACAGCAGCUUUCAGCUCUAUAAAUCAGGUAUCUACAGUGAGCCUGAGUGCAGCAGCUAUUUCAUAAAUCACGGUGUCCUGGUUGUUGGUUAUGGAAGUUCAGGAGGAGAGAACUAUUGGAUCGUCAAGAACAGCUGGGGUGUGGGAUGGGGUGAACAAGGCUACAUCCUGAUGUCCAGGAACAAGAGCAACCAAUGUGGCAUCGCUACUGCAGCCAGUUAUCCUCUGGUCUAACGGAAAAGGAGAACAUGGACGUGAUGCAAAUGGGAGAAAGUAGAAUGUCAACCGUUUGAAAGAUUCUACAGUAAUACCUCAAAAUCAUACUUUUAUUUUGAUUACAUUUUAUAACAUUUUAAUAAACUGACCUCAGAUGUUCUUAAUUUCAAAUCCCUUGACUACACAAACACUAUGGUUCUAUGACUUAGGGAAUAAAAAUGUCUGA